Molecule: messenger RNA, 1134 nt
Organism: Sphenostylis stenocarpa
Lineage: Eukaryota; Viridiplantae; Streptophyta; Magnoliopsida; Fabales; Fabaceae
Source: the annotation of a GenBank genome assembly
AUGAGGUUUCAUCACUCUAAUCUUUCACCUUUGGUCCCACUACUUGCACCAUGCACGAGACCAACUAACACACAGAGAGAAGCUCGCAUAGCAGAAAUGGGACGGGCUCCUUGUUGUGACAAAGCCAACGUCAAGAAAGGUCCAUGGUCACCUGAAGAAGAUGCUAAACUCAAGGCUUAUAUUGAGCAGCAUGGCACUGGUGGCAACUGGAUCGCCUUGCCCCAGAAAAUAGGCCUUAAGAGAUGUGGAAAGAGCUGUCGUCUUAGAUGGCUAAAUUAUCUUCGCCCAAACAUCAAACAUGGGGGCUUCUCAGAAGAAGAAGAUAACAUCAUCUGUAGCCUUUAUGUCAGUAUUGGAAGCAGGUGGUCAAUUAUAGCAGCACAGUUACCAGGGCGCACAGACAAUGAUAUAAAGAACUAUUGGAACACUAGGCUGAAGAAGAAGCUUCUUGGAAAACAAAGGAAGGAACAACAGGCUCAAGUUCGCCGUGUCAGCAACAAUCAUCAGAAGCAAGAUGUGAAAAGAGAAUCCGAGAACUUGAUAGUAGCUUCUGAAGUCAUCAAUCUAGUUCCCUAUUGGUCUGCAGAAUAUUCUUCUGUGCCUAUGCCAGUGACCGAUGUUUCUUUUCAACACUUUGGUCUGAACAAUCAAACAUCUCUCAGGAACUUGAUGGUUAACAAACUAGAGGGAGUUAGAUUUUCCAGCGAUCAGCAGCAGCAGCAACAACCAUACACCAAUGCAUGUGAAAUUCCCUCCCUGCCAGACCAGGUUUUUCCAACCAUGGUAAAUCAUGUGGCCGUGGUGAGUAAUGAAACCAAUAGCGUCACUUAUCAGCCAACUAAUAUAUUUGAAGGAUUUGAAAACUUCCCAAGUGAUUUUUGUGAACUAGUCUGCGUGAACCCGCACCAAAUGGAUCGAUCAAUGGGGAGUUUUAACUACGGAGUGGAAUCCAUGGACGUCAUGAGCAAUGGUGGUAGCACCAACACAACUUCAACAGAAAGCACAAGUUGGGGUGACAUGAGCUCUUUGGUUUACUCUCCUUUGGUUUCUGACUAUGAAGGUUGCCGACAAGGAAUUCCUCAUGAUGUUGUUGCUUUCGAAGAGUGUAAGUACUUUGGAAUGCAGAUGCAAUAG